GUCCGGGCGGGCGGAGCGCGGGCGUGGCGGGGGCGGGCGGCCGGGCCGGUCGGGCGGGUGCGCGGGGCGCGCGGGGCCCGGGGCCGGAGUCGGAGCCCGGCGGACGCCAUGGAGGGGCUGCGGCGGGGGCUGUCGCGCUGGAAGCGCUACCACAUCAAGGUGCACCUGGCGGACGAGGCGCUGCUGCUGCCGCUGACCGUGCGGCCGCGGGACACGCUCAGCGACCUGCGCGCCCAGCUGGUGGGCCAGGGCGUGAGCUCCUGGAAGCGCGCCUUCUACUACAACGCGCGGCGGCUGGACGACCACCAGACCGUGCGCGACGCGCGCCUGCAGGACGGCUCGGUGCUGCUGCUGGUAGCCUGGGCUGGAGGAGACAGAGCCAUGACCGAGGGGACCCAGGUACUGGCUGAAGGAACAUGCUGGGGUAGGGGACACUUUUGGAAGGUACUUUUUCUGCCUCCUGGGAGCCUAGAUCUCACUCCAGGGUCUGGGCUCCCAGGAGGACCGUGAAACCCUGGCCUGACCAGCUGAUGCACGUUGCUUCAGACACUCCUGCCAGAGCCCCAGUCCCUUAUGGACCUAGGACAUUGUUGCUCCUGCCCAGCCUACCAGGAGGGAGCCUUGAGCCUUUCAGCUCUGCUGUGUGACUUUGAGGCUUUGGCUCCCCUCCUGGGGCCCUGGGUACCCUGUCUUCAGUGGGAAGCACUGUGCCACUGUGGAAGGCUCCCAGGGACAGCCAGAGGGCAUCGCAUGAAGAGAAGCACAGGGGAGAGGAAGAGCACUCGGAGGCACUUCCCGUCUUGCCCACGACAUUCUCCCAGCCACACCUUUGCCCAAGCUGUGCCCUCUGCCUGGAGCACUUUCAACCUCUUCUCUGCAGCUCUAAUCCACCUGGGGCUGCAGCCUCCUACAGGAAGUCUUCUCGGAUUCCCUCCUUCCCAGGCAGAGAGCACCUAGCCCUCAUUGGGGCCCCCACAGGCCCUUCGUGCAGUGAACAGCCCUGGCUGGAGGGGCAGCCAGUCCUGCCCGAGCUCUUUAGUGACUAAGUGGGGAGACGCCGUCAUCGCAGCUCCUUCUCAGGCCUCCAAUAGCACCCCAUCUCCACCCCAAGUACCUCCCCAGCAGGCACCAGUGCCCACCACAUGGGCGGUUUCCCCUUCCCCUUAAAUCUGGAUGCCUCGCUGUCUGCCAAGGGUCUUGAGGUGGUGGGGGAGGGGGUCUGAAGGGCUCUGGCCAAGCGCAGGCGGAUCUGGGGGUGGGGAACUGGGCCGAGGCAUGGGAGGUCAUCUCAGGACUUUGCAGGCAAUGAGUCGUGGGAAUUCCAGGUGGAGACCCUCAGGGUUGCACCUCUGACCUGCAGCCACACUACCCUUGCUUGGCCCCUAGGGAGGGAAUUGGGGGAGGGGGCACAGGGGCCGUGUAUGUCUUCCAGGGCCAUGUUCCCUCUCCAGGCACCACGGGCGGAGGCGCUGGAACCUGGAGCCUGGGAAAAAAGAAUUGAUUUUUUUUUUUGAGACGGAAUCUUGCUCUGUCCCCCGGGCUGGAGUGCACUGACAUGAUCUCAGCUCACUGCAACCUCUGCCUCUCGGGCUCCAGUGAUUCUCCUGCCUCAGCCUCCCAAUUAGCUGGGAUCAGGCCACCACGCUAAUUUUUUGUAUUUUUAGUAGAGACAGGGUUUCACCGUAUUAGCCAGGACCUGACCUUGUGGUCUCCCCCACCCUUCGGCCUCCCAAAGUGCUGGGAUUACAGGCAUGAGCCACUGCGCCUGGCCAGGAAGAAUUUUUUUUUUUUUUUGAGACAGAGUUUUCCUCUUGUUACCCAGGCUGCAGUGCAAUGGCACGAUCUCGGCUCACCGCAACCUCCGCCUUCUGGGUUCAGGCAAUUCCCCUGCCUCAGCCUUCUGAGUAGCUGGGAUUACAGGCACGCGCCACCAUACCCAGCUAAAUUUUGUAUUUUUAGUAGAGACGGGGUUUCACCAUGUUGACCAGGAUGGUCUCGAUCUCUUAACCUCGUGAUCAGCCCGCCUCAGCCUCCCAAAGUGCUGGGAUUACAGGCGUGAGCCACCGCGCCCAGCCAUGGAAGAAUGUUUUAAUGAAGAGUCCUGUUGACAGGUGGACAUGUAAUCGCCACCACCGGGACAGCUGCGCCCAGACUGCGCGUUUGCUUAGCUUAGCUCGGGGAUGGCCGGGCGGGCUCCCGCUCGCCUCCCCUCAGAGCAUCUGCUGAAUGGGGGCCGUCUCGCCUCCACUUCCACUUGGCCGAGAGGAGGGGGAGAUGGAGGGGAGACAGAGAGAGGGGCCCCCCUUCACUCCAGCGGGCAGAACUGCCGGAGCUGCUUUGCAGAGUGACUUGGGUCUUGCUGGCUCCCAGGUGUACCUGGAGGGGGGUCUUCCUAUCCCCUCUCCCGCCCUUGGUGCCUAGCCCAGGACCUUGUCCACGGAGACCCCACUCCUGGAGCUCCUCCUAGAGCAGAGUCUUCUGCUGUCUAUUCCGCAGAGGGUAAACUGAGGCCCACAGAGGCUGUCAGGGACACAGCAGAGGGAGGCAGCUCAGAUCCCUGCUCAUGCAUGGUUUGCGCCUCUGCUAACAGCUGGGUCACGCGUGUCUGUCUCGAGCCUGGGUCCCCUCCAGCACUCAUUUCUCUGUGCUUAUUCAGGGACCUGCCUCCAUCAGGGUUUGGCUAGAAAACGGGCAUUUCGGAAUCUCCCCAGUUCCGUUCCUUGGUCCCUGCUCUGUGCUGGGACCUGCGCAUGUCUCUUUAGAGCUCCGUCUCACUCAGCGGAGGCCGGGAUGACGGCCCAUUUCAGAGAUGGCGUUCAGCUUGCCCGGGGUCACCACCCUCUGGACUGGUGUCCCAGCAGCCUCUGAACCGAGGGUCCCCAGCCCAGGCCGGGAGCUGGUGGAGGAAGUGGGGAAGGGUUUCCUGCUUCUUGACUUGGGGUGGAGGUGGGAGAAAGCAUUUUCAGGGCGUUUUGACAUUUAACAAACAGUAUGCAAAUUGCAUGCAGAUUACAUGCAAAUCAUCACCCAUUUCUUAAGCCUUGACAGUGCUGGCUGGCGUGUUCUGAAAUAAUAAUGUUGGGCCUGUCUCUUGGUGAUGACCUGGGGAGGGAGGUGCGCAGCCUUCUUCCUCCCUCUUCCCAUCCGAGCCCGUCUCUCCUCCUUCGCCCCCUUCCUUCCCGCUCCGUCUCCAUCUUCCAUUUUUCUCUUCCUUCUUUGCAUCAUUUGUCGAAGGCCUCCCUGGCCUGACAUAGACAUUAGCUGCAAAAGUGGUUUCCUGCAGCCCAUUUUCGAGGUUGGAAAACUGGGGUGUGAGCCUAGGGUCCCACAGCCACACCGUGGAAAGCGGCCCCGACGGAGUGUCACCGUGUACCAAAGUGCCAAGGAGGAGAGACGACAGUGGCUGCAGUUGUCGGAGCUGCUCUGAGGAAGCCGCAGGCCUGACAGGGCUUGACAGGGCCAAGGGGAGCGAUCGUGGGGUUUCUGGGCCCUCAAUGACAGGCUGCUGGUUUUGGAUCUGGGGAAGGCUCACACUGACUCUUCCCGCUCCUCCCGUCUGUCUUUCUCCUGCUCCUCCAGCCACAUGUCCCUGAGUUCUGGCCACAGUCCCUCCACUUGGUUUGCAUGUCCCACCUUCUUUGUUUGGCAAACUCCUAUUCAUCCUUCAAAGCCCUAGCUUCAAUACCCGCUUCUUCAUGCAGCCAUUUCUUAUCCUUCAAGGAGAGCCUACUUCCCUCGAGGUUCUGCUGCUUCCAGUCUCACCUCUGACUCACUCGGGGAUCUUCCGAACUGGGAGGUUUGUGUCUCCUCUGAGCAGUCAACAGUCAUCGCUACUCUUGGGGUCUCAGGAUCACCCAGCUUGGAGCUAGAUACAGAGAUGCUGUUUUGAGAGGGUACCGAAUAAAGAUUCAACGUUUGUCUGAAACCA
Molecule: messenger RNA, 3928 nt
Organism: Callithrix jacchus (white-tufted-ear marmoset)
Lineage: Eukaryota; Metazoa; Chordata; Mammalia; Primates; Cebidae
Gene: TINCR
Product: TINCR ubiquitin domain containing
Molecular function (GO): protein binding
Source: RefSeq, a predicted model, not a curated record